AAAUUUGACCAAUAUGGUAACCCAUUGCGUUUGAAUGUCAAAUGUUUUAGUUUUAUGUUGGUUUUAUGUCAACCACAUGACAACAAUGUCAAUGUGAAAAUACAACACGUGAGUUUAUUUUGCAAAAUUAAGUUAAAACAUAGUUAUGGCUGAUGAGGCCAUAUUCGACAAGAAGAAAUCGCAUCGAGCUAAACAUGCUGGCCGUAAAGCUGAGAAAAAGAAAAAGAAGAACCAAGUGGACCAGUCUAACCUAUCGGCGAGGCAACGAAAUCCUAAAGCCUUUGCUAUUCAAUCAGCUGUACGAGCUGAAAGACAAUUUAGGCGCAGAGAAGAUGUUAUUGCAAAGAAACAACAUAUACCACAGGUUGAUAAGACUCCAUUAGAGCCGCCACCGAUCGUUGUGGCAGUUGUCGGUCCACCGAGAGUUGGCAAAACAACGCUCAUAAAUAACCUUAUAAAAAGUUUUAUUAAAACAAACGUGACUAACACGAAAGGCCCUAUUACAAUAGUUACUUCGAAAAAGAGGCGUCUGACUUUAAUUGAAUGUAACAAUGAUAUUAAUUCAAUGAUUGAUAUAGCUAAAUGUGUUGAUCUAGUGUUACUCCUGUGUGACGCCAGCUUCGGCUUUGAGAUGGAGAUCUUCGAGUUCUUAAACAUAUGUCAAGUGCACGGAAUGCCUAAAAUAAUGGGUGUCUUAACUCAUCUCGACAUGAUCAAGAACGCGAAGAAACUCAAAAUGACAAAGAAAACCUUGAAACAUCGUUUCUGGACUGAAGUUUAUCCAGGUGCCAAGUUGUUUUACCUAUCCGGUAUAGUUCACGGGGAGUACUUAAGGAAUGAGAUAAAGAAUUUAUCUAGAUUCAUAUCUGUGAUGAAGUUCAGGCCUCUAAGUUGGAGAAUGACACACUCAUACGUGUUGGCUGAUAGACUUGAAGAUAUCACGAGUCAAGAGAGCAUAAGAAAGGACCCGAAGAUUAACAGAAAUGUCGUCCUGUAUGGCUACGUCAGAGGAGUGCCAUUGAUGAAGGAUUCAGUUGUACAUAUCGCAGGAGUUAGUGAUAUGAGAAUAAGUGAGUUGUCAUAUUUGCCUGAUCCGUGUCCACUGCCUAGUAGGGAGAAAAAAAGGCACUUAAUAGAGAGGGAGAGGCAAAUAUAUGCACCCUUCUCUGGUGUCGGAGGCAUCGUGUAUGACAAGGAUGCAGUCUACAUUGAACUUAAAGGGUCACAUUCUCAUAAACAGGACGACGAAGAAAUUGAUGAGAAGCAGGCGUUAUUAAAAAAUGUUGUGGAAACUAAGGAAACAGUUGAUGAGCAAAUGCAAGAAACUGGGUUAAAAUUAUUCAGUGGCGGUGAUGUGAUAUAUCCAGAUAUGUUGAAAGACGAUGAAUACUUACAGCAUGGUAAAAGUCAAGAUAGUGACUCAAGUUCUGAUGAACAGGAGUCAGAUUAUGAACGUGAUUCUGAAAAUGAUAGUGGUAUCGAUCAAAGUGAAAAAGAUACAAAGUCAAGCUCUAAACUUCCAUGGGAUAACAAUUCUGGCUCUGAAGACGAAGGUGAUGAUGACGACGAUGAUAACGGCAAUAGUCCUGAAAAAGAUGAUGAAAAUGAUUCGAAUUCUGAUGAAACAGAAUCCGAAAACGAGGAAGUUAAUGAGGAAGAUUUCAGUAUAAAAUGGAAAGAAAAAUUAAGUGAAAAUGCGACCAAUGCAUACUUUGAGCGACAAAAAACCUCUAAAAAUAUCAUGAAAUUAGUUUAUGGUGAUUUCGAAAUAGGAAAUAAAACAAAGAAUCAGACUGAAGAAGAAGAUUCAGAAGAUAGCGAUGACACAAAGAGUGCUGGCUUAUUAAAGACAGUCACCAGUUCUCAAAAGAAGAAACAUAAAGAAAAAGAACAAUUAGAUCUUGAUGAGUGUUCAUUUUUCUAUUCUUUAGAGAAACCCAAUUUAAGAGACUGGACGAAAGAUGAGAACAAAAUGAUGAUAAUAAAUAAUUUUGUGACUGGUAAAAGAUCUGCAGACGAAGACGCCGAGGAACUUUUGAAAUUAGACGACGCUAGUGACGGAGACGACGAAAUUUACGGAGACUUUGAAGAUUUAGAAACUGGUGAAAAACAUGUUAAUGAAGAAAAAUCAGAUAAACAAUCAAAAGAGGAAGAAGUCGCUGGAUCAAAAAGAAAAGCAGACCCAACUAAAUCAGAAAUUUUAAAUAAAAAACUUAAAUUGAAAGCGAAGUUUGAUGCUGAAUAUGACAAUCCAGAUGAUCACAGAAUUAAGGGCGAUCAUUCAUAUUACGAGAGUCUAAAGGCUGAAGCUCUUAAACAAUCAGAGUUAAAUAAGUCAGUCUUUGAAAACUUAGAUAAUGGUUUAAGAAUUGAAGUUGAAGGGUUUAGACCUGGUCUGUACGUGAGAAUGUUAUUCAAAAACAUGCCAUCGGAGCUCGUAACGAACUUCGACGCCAGCUAUCCACUUCUCAUAGGGGCAUUGAAUAUGGCUGAACAGAAUAUAGGAUUUGUAUCUUGUAAAGUUAAAAAGCAUAGAUGGUAUAAAAAGAUCUUAAAAACAAAUGAUCCACUAAUUAUAUCACUAGGGUGGCGCAGGUUCCAAACGCUACCAAUAUAUUCCAAAAUUGAAGAUGAUUUAAAGUGUAGAUAUUUGAAAUACACGCCGGAACACGUUACGUGUAACAUGCACUUUUAUGGUCCGAUAACACCACAAAAUACAGGUUUUCUAGCUUUACAAACAGUUAGCAAUGCCACGAACGAAAUACAGCAUUUGGGUUUUAGAAUUGCAGCAACGGGUAGUGUCAAUGAAAUCAACAAGUCCACGCAAAUUAUGAAAAAGUUAAAAUUGGUUGGAACACCUUUAAAAAUUUAUAAGAAAACAGCUUUCAUUAAAGACAUGUUUACGACGACUCUUGAAGUUGCAAAAUUCGAAGGAGCAAGAGUGAAAACUGUAUCAGGAAUAAGAGGACAGAUAAAAAAAGCUUUAAGUAAACCCGAAGGCGCUUUUCGUGCUACGUUUGAAGACAAAAUACUUAUGAGCGAUGUAGUUUUUUGUAGAACGUGGUUUAAAGUAGACGUAACUAAAUUUUACGCCCCUGUUGUUAACCUUUUACUGCCAAUGGGUAAGAAGAAUGCUUGGGAAGGAAUGAAAACUAAAGGUCAAUUGAAACGAGAACGCAAUAUAAAAUAUGACGCAAAUAAUGAUUCAAUGUACACUGAAAUUGUGAGGGAGCCCAAAGUAUUCAAGCCUUUAGUUAUACCAAAAGAAUUACAGAAGGCCUUACCUUACAAAAUUAAACCCAAAGCCAAGACCAUGACAUUGUCAAAAACUAACAAAAAGGAGCAGUUCUCAGGCCGGAUAGCGGUAAUUAAGAAUCCACAUGAACAACAAGUAUCUAAUGUUAUGAAAAUGCUGAAAACUAAUUUCGAAAAGAAGAAGGAAGUCCAGAAAAAGUUAACUUCAGAGAAAAUGAAAAAGUUCAAGAAGCAGCAAGAAGCAGAGGAAUGGCGUAAGAUUAAACGACAGAAGGAAGUUAAAAAGAAAAUAUGUCGGCAAUUAAGUAAAAUGUCCAAUAAGAAGCAAAAGCAAAUGUAGAAUGUUAACGUUGUACUAUUUAAAAUAAAUUUACUGUUUUUAAUCA
Melitaea cinxia (Glanville fritillary) is the source of this 3641-nucleotide messenger RNA. RefSeq names its product ribosome biogenesis protein BMS1 homolog. The record is from RefSeq and is a predicted model, not a curated record. Gene Ontology annotation, molecular function: GTPase activity; GTP binding; U3 snoRNA binding. Bases 146 to 3595 code for a protein of 1149 amino acids. Gene Ontology annotation, cellular component: 90S preribosome; nucleus. Gene Ontology annotation, biological process: endonucleolytic cleavage of tricistronic rRNA transcript (SSU-rRNA, 5.8S rRNA, LSU-rRNA); ribosome biogenesis; maturation of SSU-rRNA from tricistronic rRNA transcript (SSU-rRNA, 5.8S rRNA, LSU-rRNA). NCBI's taxonomy places the organism in Eukaryota, Metazoa, Arthropoda, Insecta, Lepidoptera, Nymphalidae. The transcript has 2 exons.